Gongylonema pulchrum is the source of this 522-nucleotide messenger RNA. NCBI's taxonomy places the organism in Eukaryota, Metazoa, Nematoda, Chromadorea, Rhabditida, Gongylonematidae. The record is from the annotation of a GenBank genome assembly.
AUGCGAACGUACAACCUGCCACUUGCUGCCUUGCAGUUGCUCAUCGGCCACUGUUUGCGGCAAAUUGACGCGCAUCCUUUGAUGCUCGUUCUUGCCGCUUAUUCGUCUUUGUUUUACUCGGGCAACUCGAAUAGUCUUUCGACAAUCGAUGUUUCGGUGGGAUACGUCAGCGUGAAAACUUAUCAGCCAAUUCUAAUCGCUGUGCAAAUAUUGCUUAACACCUACUCGGGACCGAUGCUGAUAAUUUUUGCUUGGUGGCAGGCUUCAGUGAGGUUUUCAACCGAUUUCACGGUAUUCUUGCAGAAAGCUGGCUCGCUUCUCGGAUGGGCAUGUGCGGUGGCACAUUCAAGCAUGUCCGCUUGCUUAUUGUCCAUUUUCAUUCAGCGUUAUCAUUUGUUUGUUUGGAGCGUUUUUGCGCCAAAAUUUCUUUACGAAUUAGCACACCUUCUGGUGCUAACAGUCGUCGCACUUACCGUUUAUGGCUACGACAGAUACUACUCUUUUAUCUACCCAUGCAAGUAA